CUGGUGAUUUCUCUGGGUUUGCCCGCAGUUGCAGUCCAGAGGUGAACUGCAGCCCAUGUUCCUCGCAGCAUUCCAACAUUUUUUAUUUUGAGAUUUUCUAUCAAUAUUGACAUUGCUGCCAACUGAGUGCAUGUGGGUGGUAGAGGGACAGAGCACGGAUAGAUAGUUUUUUGUUUUCGUCAACGGCGCCCUCUCUCUACUCAGACCGGCUGAGGAUGGACGGGAACAGAACCAUCGACCCGAGCUGCAGGGACAGACCUCCCGUGGCCAUCGACAUCAUUUCCCAGUUGGACAUAUUUGGUAUCAUCCUGUACUCUGUGCUGACCUUCAUGGCAGUGGUGUCCAUGCUGGUCUACAUAGAGGAGUGUUGGUACAUCUACCGGAAGGUUCCCUCCCACAAGAAGAGCGCCAUCAUCUGGGUCAAUGGGGCAGCGCCGGUGAUCGCCACCAUGUCCUGUCUGGGGAUGUGGAUUCCCCGAGCCACCAUGUUCACUGACAUGACCUCUGCCUGCUAUUUUGCGAUCGUAGUGUUUAAGUUCCUGGUGCUGAUGAUUGAGGAAGUGGGGGGUGACGAUGCGUUUCUACGGCGAGCAGGGAAAAACAAACUGAGGAUCAGUACUGGUCCCUGUUGUUGCUGCUGCCCCUGUCUACCCCAUGUUAACAUCACACGACGGAGUCUGUUCCUGCUGAAGUUGGGAUCGUUCCAGUUUGCCGUGCUAAAGAUCGCCUUCACCAUACUAUCAAUCAUCCUCUGGACCAAUGGCAACUUCGACAUCGCAGAUAUGGCGAUAACGGGAGCAGCCAUCUGGAUUAACCCAGGUGUGGGGGUCCUGACCAUCAUAGCACUGUGGCCUGUAGCCAUCAUGUUCAUGCACCUCAGGAUCACACUGCGCAGCCUCAAGAUCAUCCCCAAAUAUGCUAUGUACCAGCUGGUGCUGGUGCUGAGUCAGCUCCAGUCGGCCAUCAUCAACAUCCUGGCUAUGAACGGAACCAUAGCCUGCACGCCACCAUACUCCUCACAGGCCAGGGGAUAUUUGAUGAGUCAACAGUUGUUGAUCCUGGAGAUGUUCAUCAUCACCUUGGUAACCCGCCUGUUGUACCGCCGCCAGUAUGACCCACUCCCUGACGACGAGAAUGACGAUGAACACACCAAGAUGGUUAUACCGGCAGAUAAAUCUGACAUAGCGUGAGGGCAAGAGAGACUGUAUCUGUGCAUGUAUUAGAGACAAAGUGUGCGUGUGGUUUUGUUAGAAAGACUGUGUGUUAAAGAGUAUGUGUGUAUGUUAUGUUACACAGGUCUGCAGUAAGAAUGUAAUCAGUCAUGGCAUUUUCUGGGUGAGCAAUGCUGUUAAAAUGAAUCAGAAGUCAUAAUCCCUCAGACAGUGUGUUUGGAAAGUGUUGCUAUUAUGUAACUGUAAUCUAAGAAUUAUUUCAGAAAUGUAUUUUUCCUCAGAAGUUGUAUCUUUUGCCAUAGCCUUGUUGAACAUUAUAGUGUAUUUUCAUGAGCCAUUUAUAAUAUAUACAUUUUGAAACAUUUGCUCUAAA
Oncorhynchus nerka (sockeye salmon) is the source of this 1545-nucleotide messenger RNA. Its product is annotated as organic solute transporter subunit alpha-like. The coding region runs from base 216 to 1190 and encodes 324 amino acids. The transcript has 8 exons. Gene Ontology annotation, molecular function: transporter activity. NCBI's taxonomy places the organism in Eukaryota, Metazoa, Chordata, Actinopteri, Salmoniformes, Salmonidae. Gene Ontology annotation, cellular component: membrane. Gene Ontology annotation, biological process: transport. The record is from RefSeq and is a predicted model, not a curated record.